Molecule: messenger RNA, 1302 nt
Organism: Brassica rapa (field mustard)
Lineage: Eukaryota; Viridiplantae; Streptophyta; Magnoliopsida; Brassicales; Brassicaceae
Product: splicing factor 3B subunit 4
Biological process (GO): positive regulation of mRNA splicing, via spliceosome
Cellular component (GO): nucleolus; precatalytic spliceosome
Molecular function (GO): RNA binding
Source: RefSeq, a predicted model, not a curated record
GUUCUGUGAGGUAGAAAUAUGGUAAACCUUUCUGAAUCGGCGAGCGUAGAUGACGACUCGAAUAGCUCCUGGAGUCGGAGCUAAUCUUCUGGGCCAACACUCCGCCGAGAGGAACCAAGAAGCCACUGUUUACGUCGGUGGUCUCGAACCCCAGCUUUCUGAAGAAUUGCUUUGGGAACUGUUCGUACAAGCCGGCCCACUUGUGAACGUCUACGUCCCGAAAGAUAGGGUGACAGGUCUUCACCUAGGAUAUGAAUUCAUUGAGUUCCGUAGCGAGGAAGAUGCUGACUAUGCAAUUAAAGUUCUUAACAUGAUUAAGAUCCAUGGGAAGCCUAUUCGUGUUAACAAGGUGUCUCAAGAUAAGAAGAGCUUGGACGUUGGUGCUAACCUUUUCAUUGGAAACCUUGACCCUGAUGUGGAUGAAAAGAUUUUGUAUGACACUUUCAGCGCAUUUGGUGGGAUCGCUUCUAAUCCUAAGAUAAUGCGAGAUCCUGAUACCGGGAACUCACGUGGUUUCGGUUUCAUUAGCUAUGACUCCUUUGAUGCAUCUGAUGCUGCUAUUGAGUCCAUGACCGGACAGUAUCUGUGUAAUCGUCAGAUAACAGUCUCUUACGCAUACAAGAAAGACACCAAAGGAGAGCGCCACGGUACUCCAGCAGAGAGGCUUUUGGCUGCCACAAAUCCAAUUUCCCAGAAAAGCAGACCUCAUACUCUAUUCGCAAGCGGCCCACCAACUGCUCCUCAAGCUAAUGGUUUUCCACGUCCGUUUGCCAAUGGCGGCAUGCAACCUGUUCCGAUCCCAGGUCCUCGUCCAACACCUCCACCACCACCUCCACAAGUCUACCAAACUCAGCCACAAUCUUGGCAAUCUCAGCCGCAUCAACAACAACACGGCUUAGCUGUUCCACCGCCUAUGCAGUAUCAUCCUCCUCAAGGAAUGCCGCCGCCACCACCUCCCCAGUUUCUUCAUCACCAACAAGGUUUCGGCGGUCCAAGACCACCACCACCACCUCAAGCCAUGGGAAUGCACCAACAUGGGUGGCCCCCGCAACACAUGCAGCAAGGUGGACCACCACCGCCACAACAACCAAUGCACUACCAUCAUCCCAUGUCUAUGCCACCACCACCACCACACCAAGGCUGAGCUCUUUUGUAAACCCUUUAUUUCAUGACAAGUAAUCUCAAGAAUUUUUCAAACUUCACUUUUAAAAUCUAAGAAAUUAUCCAAACCAAAAGCUAGAACAAUAUGCCAUAUUGUCUCAUGUCUUGUCUCUGAAUUUCUGCAAGAGAAUCUCUUUAUCU